AUGGCAGACAGAAAGCAGAAGAACAGUCUUUCAGAUCUAAUAGAUGGAGUGGAAAAGGCCCACAAAGCGGAAAUUCAACUUUACAUCUCAGGUCACCUCAACCCUAGUAACCUUUACAAGCCCCCCAAAAACAGAAAGCAUAAUAUCUGGGCAAGUGGCAAAAAAUCAGCAUACAUCAUUGCAAAAAGAACCCAGUUCACAGCACCCAGGAAAUUCACUGAGGUUACCGGAAAUACAAAGUGUACUUUGGCCAACUUCAUUGAUGCCACAACAAUUCCCAUCCGAGCUAGAUCAGUGGCUCAUUCAUAUUAUCAACCUCCGUCAUUCCAGGUCAGCCCUGGUACUCCAGAAAGUGUUUCUUUAGGUACUCCUUCUUGGGAAAUACAAAGAAAGGAAACAGCUAAGACAAUGGAUGAGGAAGCUGGCGUACUUCGGAAGCCUCUUAUCAGGGAAGAGUUAGAUGUUCAAGAGCUAAAAAUGUUGAAAUAUAAACCAACUAUGAACAGUCGGCUUUGUGUCACAGAGGGGGCUAAAGAUGAAUACGAAUUCCUUCCUUCCUACUUGGCUGGUGUGACCAAAACCGACCAGUUUCACAAAUUCAUGCAAUUUCAGAAUGAUUUUAUUGCCAAGAAAGAUUUGCUGGAAAAUGACUUCAUUGGGAGCAAGUCAGUAGAGCAACAUGAAAAGAAGUUGGCACAAGAACUCCGGAACAUUUGUGAUUGCACACGUCCCCACUUUAACCGCUUGCAGGCUGUUGGUAAUGUGUUUGAAGAUAUUUGCAACAGCUCUAUGAUCUUUGGUGACAUUCUGAAAGAAGUGAAGAAUGAAUAUGAGCUUUACAUAGUGAUCCUGCUGGAUUCUCUGCCGACACUGCAGUACAGGACUCUGCAGAAUGAAGUAAAAGGUAUGGAGAAGAGGACAGUGAAGACUCAUGAAAUUGUGGAGGCCCGGCAUGAAGUCCAGUUUCUUGUGCAGAAGUCCAAACAGCUCUUAGAAAGAAAUGAAGAACUCAGAAAUGAGUUAGAAAUGGAACUGUGGGUGAGUCAGUCUGUCUCAGAAAAGCCAGCAUCUAAACAUGAAGAACCACCAAAAGUGGAGGCAUCACUUUCCAGUGGUGAGCACCUUGAAUCCCUGAGGUUAAAAAUUCUCACCAAGUGGGAGGAGAUUCAACUAAUGGAAAAAGAAAUUAAAGACACCAUGAUUUUUGCUGGCAUUGCGAGCAUCAGAGAGAAAACAGUUAAAGAACUACUGAGUGAAGCAGCAAAGCUUGAGGCAUCUAACAAGUUUCUAAGAAAGCAGAUAAAGGAUGUUGAAAACAAUAUCAGUGGUAUGCUAAGAAGGCAGAAGAUUACUCCAGAGAAUCAGCAGUAA
Gekko japonicus is the source of this 1371-nucleotide messenger RNA. Its product is annotated as chromosome unknown open reading frame, human C6orf118. The transcript is spliced from 8 exons. The record is from RefSeq and is a predicted model, not a curated record. Bases 1 to 1371 code for a protein of 456 amino acids. Lineage: Eukaryota; Metazoa; Chordata; Lepidosauria; Squamata; Gekkonidae.